Tribolium castaneum (red flour beetle) is the source of this 2976-nucleotide messenger RNA. It is a transcript of the gene Dyrk2, whose product is annotated as Dual-specificity tyrosine phosphorylation-regulated kinase 2. Gene Ontology annotation, cellular component: cytoplasm; nucleus; cytoskeleton. The record is from RefSeq and is a predicted model, not a curated record. The transcript is spliced from 10 exons. Lineage: Eukaryota; Metazoa; Arthropoda; Insecta; Coleoptera; Tenebrionidae. Gene Ontology annotation, molecular function: protein serine/threonine/tyrosine kinase activity; ATP binding; protein serine/threonine kinase activity. Gene Ontology annotation, biological process: peptidyl-serine phosphorylation; peptidyl-threonine phosphorylation. Bases 16 to 1944 code for a protein of 642 amino acids.
AGAAGCAGAUCGGUGAUGGAGGAGACGACCAUGCGCGAUCUCCGCGUAUUGAUCGUCGGGAACGCGGGCCACAGCAUCGCUCAGGCAAUGGCAUUAGUUUGCGACCUCAUCUCAAUAGGGUCCGGUGCCGCCUCCUGGUGCGUAGUGAGUGCGUGUCAUGGGCUCGGAAACCCCAGCGGCCCGCGGCCCUUGAUGUGUGCCUACCACACGUACCCCAGCACCCGGGGGUCCCGAACUAUGGGCUGGACUCACGCUGACCACUCGGUAUUCCAUACAAUUAGUCCAGCAGCUCACCACCAUAAAGAAGUAUUACCGACAAAGUAUGGGUCCAAGCCACCGACGACUGCAUCCGGCAAGCACUUGAAUAAAUCUUCUUCCAAAAAUGGUCAUUCAACAUCGAAAACUACGCUUAUUUCCGAAUUGCCGUUAUUGGAAAGCAGCAAAUCGUCUUCGCGACUCAACCUGAACCAAAGCAAGACAAAUUUGACACCGAGCUCACCGAUGGUUGAUUCAUUCCCGGCUAUCAAUAAUAAUUCACGAACUGUGGAAAUUCAAGGGACGACAAACAACAACAGGGAGAAUAAUGGCUUUCCUAUGACACCAACAGAAGCUCUUAAACUGUAUGGGAACCGUUUGACAGAGUACGAGAAGAAUGAAAUAGAGAAGUAUUCCAAGAUUUGGUAUUUGGGCUUAAAUGCUUGUAAAAUUCAUGGCGAAGUUGGGGGUUCGCAAAACUGUGGUUACGACGACGAAAGUGGGAGCUACAUCAAGGUUCUGCACGAUCACAUCUGCUACCGAUACGAAAUCCUGGAAGUUAUUGGAAAGGGUAGCUUUGGGCAAGUCAUCAGGGCGCUCGAUCACAUGACCAAUAAGCAUGUAGCGAUCAAAAUCAUAAGGAACAAGAAGCGGUUCCAACAUCCGGCACUGGUAGAAGUCCGAAUACUGGAUCAUUUGCGAAAAAAAGACAAAGAUGGAAAUCACAACGUCAUCCACAUGUCUGAACAUUUCACCUUUAGAAAUCACCUCUGCAUAAGUUUCGAGUUACUAAGCCUUAAUCUUUUCGAACUGCUGAAGAAAAACAGCUACCGUGGAUUUAGUCUAAAUUUAAUCAGAAGGUUUGCCAGUUCCAUUCUCAAAUGUCUGAGGCUUCUCCAGAAGGAAAACAUCAUACACUGCGAUCUUAAACCGGAAAAUGUUCUGCUGAAGGAAAGGGGAAGUACUUCGAUAAGAGUAAUAGAUUUCGGAAGUUCGUGUUACACAAACCAACGGGUUUACACUUACAUCCAGUCUCGUUUUUAUCGAUCACCGGAAGUCAUAUUGGGGUUGCCCUAUGGGACGCCUAUUGAUAUGUGGAGUUUUGGCUGUAUCUUGGCCGAGUUGUACACGGGUUAUCCAUUAUUUCCUGGCGAAAAUGAAGUCGAGCAACUUGCGUGCUUGAUGGAAGUUUUGGGACAGCCACCUGACGAGCUCAUUGUCAACGCUACUAGAAAGAGAUUAUUUUUCGAUUCCCGGGGGAACCCCAGAUGCAUCACAAACUCCAAGGGCAAGAAACGCAAGCCAGGAUCGAAGAACUUGUCGACAGCACUGCACUGUGAUGAUCCCUUGUUUAUGGACUUCAUAUCCAGGUGUCUUGAGUGGAACGCCAAGAAGAGAAUGACACCAGAUGAAGCGUUGCGCCACGAAUGGAUUCUCUCGGGCACUUCGGGCUACCAAAAGUCUGGAAAUGACUUACGACACAGCCAUUCUGAAGUAAACGUAGGCCACGAGAGUUAUUCGUCUAGCAGUACUUCCGGCAGCAGCCAUUCCCGCAUUUAUCAUAAAAAUAUCGCUCCCAAGGGUGAUAAAGUCAAGGCCAAAAUUUUAGAUACUAGAUUACAUGAUAGUAUUUCUAAACUAGAUUCAAACUUGAACGAUUCGGGAACUUUUCUUCCCCCGAUUCUUUAGUCAAGUUGUCGAAAACUCAAUGGGCCAACGAUCUCCAAUAAGACCAAGUUUUUCGGUAGAAGUUAGUAAACUAGAUAAUCGUAUUUGUUACCAGAUUGGAAGUCAUAACAGUUUCAGUAAUUUGAUUAGAUAACAGGGUGCAAAUAAUUGUUGAAACAGGCGAAAAAUACUACAGCCAUUUCGUUACUGAGAGAAGUGGUUAUUGAAACUGCUAUCUACAAGAGUAGAUUUUUAGUACAAUCAUAAACGUAAUGAAUAUAGAAGUAUUUCUCCUAAGCAAAUCUGUUAUCAAAAUGCUAUAAAGUUGUUGUGACUGAUACAUAUUGCCUAAAUGUAUAAUAAAAUUUUAGAUAUACAGAAUUGAAUAGAAUGUGACAUAAAUAUUAAUCGUUGAAAGCUUCAUAUGUUCCUUGAAUAGGUAUAUUAUCUUUUGAUAUUCAAGUUUGUUUGCUAACUCUCUGUUACUACUCUCUACUAAUAAAGCUUCCAGUUUAUUGUAACGGAGAUUGGCAUACCCCACAAACCACGUAAAUAAUUCAUUUUUGUAAGUUUAAUUAAGGUGUCUAAUUAUUACUAAUAACUAAUUUAAGUUUGUACCUUCGUUUCUAAGUUUUUUAUUUCUUUCUGUUAAAAAAUAAUAAUGCCAACAUAUGUUUUAUUUAACGUUAUAUUUAGAAGUGUUGUACUAAUGUAAUUUAAUGUUCUAUACAACAAAUAAGCGUGACCUAUGUACUCUUGGUCACAUAUCUGACAUUUACUGUAAAUUCCCCAAUGUGAUAUAUACUGAUAAUAUUAUUAUGUAUAAAAUUAAUAUAGCAGCCUAACUAGUAGAUUCCUGACUAGUCGACCAUUUACAAGGUAUUUCAUAAUCAAAGAAAAUUUUUUCGGUUGACCACGAAAUGUGCACUUUGAUAAUUUCAUAAUGAAAUUGAAAUUUUACACAAAACACUUUAUAAAAUAUUCAGUUCGCUUAAAAUAUAAAAGUGUAACAUAAUGUUGUAAGUUCGUUAAAUAAGACUGAAAUAACAUGAA